CUUUGAAAAACUCGAUGGAAAGAGAGGGAGACUCAGAUCCAAUCCCGACUGACAUCAUUCUCGUCCUCGAUAUACUAUCGAAAUUGUCUAAUAAGUCAAUCGCUAGGUUUGGUCUCGCAUACAAGUUCUGUUCGUCUAUACUUAGAGGUCAAGAUUUCACUAAGUUGUUCCAAACUAGGCCCUUGACUCGGCCACGUCUCUUAUUCGCCGUUCAAAAUUCUGAUAAGUGGUGCUUAUACUCGUCGCCUCAGCCGAAGAAUCCAGAUGAGAAUCAUUCUCUUGUACUAUCAACCGAUUUUCAUAUGCAGUUACCUAGAGACAUGUGCCAAGAGAUUUUUGGCCUUGUCUCUGGUUUGCUCUAUUUCCCUAAUACGCUGACAGAUAAAGUGCCGGUGAUAUGUAACCCUAGCACGGGACAGUACGCAAGAUUAACUCAAUGGACAAGUAAGAGCAAUUUGAGCAGCUUAUUAGGGUAUGAUCCUAUUGGCAAACAAUACAAGGUACUCACAACAAGCAAUUCAUAUUUUAAUUCACAAAAUAUUCAGACAUUACGAACUGGAAAAGUAGCAUGGAGGACGAUCCAAUGUCUCGUAGACCAUUAUCCUAUAAGUGAAGGGAUAUGCAUCAAUGGGGUUUUGUAUUACAUGGCUCGCCACCAUGACCAGUUCAGUGGUGUGAAGAUAGCUUCCUUUAAUGUAAGGUAUGAUAAGUUUCUAAAUGCGGAUCAUGACAUAACCUUAUGUUCUUUGCUUGCUAAACUGAUCAAUUAUAAGGGUAAAUUAGGUGUGCUUCGUUGUUAUUGGGAUAAUCAAAUUUAUAAAAAGCCUUGGGCUGUAGUUAAGUUGUGUUUGUGGGUUCUAGAGGAUGCUGAGAAAGAAGAAUGGUUGAAAUGUGAAUACACUUUACCGGUCUUUAAGGGUUAUGUUUCCGUUGUUGGAGUGACUGCUACUGGUGAAAUUAUUUUGUCCAUGGAUUAUACAUCGAAAUCCUUCUUUGUUUACUACUUCAACCCCGAAACAAACACUUUGCAAAGAGUUGGAAUCCUAGGGCUUGAAGGGUCAGAGAAGAAUCUUAGUAGUAGAGUUCACACCUUUGUAGACUAUGCAGAAGAUUUCAAGUUUAUAUAACUCAUAUGUAAAUUACCUGGAAAUGUGGCUUUUCAUCAGACAACUUUUGUUGUGAGCUUCAUCAUUUGUUGGCUUAUCAAUUUGGUUUCCCAGGUUUUCUUCUCGAUGUUACUUGAAAAUUAACAAAAUAUGCAUUUUCAUAAAACGUCUUUUUGUAAUGAUAUUAUAGUCUAUAAGAUUCUUUUAAGAUCUCUCUAUCAAUUUUGUCUUUUCAUUUCUAAGAAAUUAUUAAUUGAUACCUGAAACAACGUAUGUCUCUGUUAAU
Molecule: messenger RNA, 1392 nt
Organism: Arabidopsis lyrata subsp. lyrata
Lineage: Eukaryota; Viridiplantae; Streptophyta; Magnoliopsida; Brassicales; Brassicaceae
Product: putative F-box protein At5g52620
Source: RefSeq, a predicted model, not a curated record